CAAGUUAGCCAUCUUUGCAUUUCUCCUUUAGUGAAGUGCGUGUCGCUUGAGAAAAUUGUAAAUAUCCGCAGUAAUACCACUAUUUACUGCUCUAAAACACCAUCCAUCUGUGGAAUAGUGCAUCGUGAAUAGGCAGAGCAUCGAAGAUGUCAGAUCAGUACGGAAACUACGGUAAUUUUGCUCCGGGGCAGUUCUCUGUCCCUCCACCUGGCUAUCCGCCGAGCGGCGGCAACAACUCCGCUCCGCCGAGCUCUGGCGGCUGGGGCGGCGGGUCGCAGCAAAGCGGCUACGGCGGCGGCAGUCAAAGCAAUCACUACGGUGGGGGUGACUAUUACGAGGGUGAAGGUAAUUUUUCAGGAGGAAAGGACGGCGGCAGCGGCGGAUACCAGAGCCGAGGCGGCGGUCGUGAUUUUGGGAGUAAUCGCGACUUUGGAGGCGAUCGGCGCCGGGGUGGAAGCGGAGGAGGCGGCAAUUUUAGCAGUGGUGUCAACAAACCUGGUUUCAAUAAAGGCGGAGAUUCGCGCGGUGAUUCCAACAUGAUCACUCAGGAAGACACCAUCUUCGUGUCCGGAAUGGAUCCGUCUGUGACUGAGCAGGAGAUUCACAGCCACUUCGGAGCCAUCGGCAUCAUUAAAAAAGACAAGAAGACGAUGAAGCCCAAGAUCUGGGUGUACAAGGACAAGGAGACGGGCAAGUCCAAGGGCGAGGCCACGGUGACUUACGACGAUCCGGACGCCGCCAAGUCGGCCAUCAGUUGGUUCGAUGGCCGCGACUUCAACGGCGCCACGAUCAAAGUGUCGCUGGCGCAGCGACAGAACAACUGGCAGGGCGGACGCGGCGGAGGGCGCGGCGGCCGAGGUGGCUUUGGCGGCGAUCGCGGAGGCCGAGGUGGCGGCAGGGACUUUGGCGGCAGAGGUGGCGGUCCCGGAGGCGAUCAGGACAGCCGUGGCGGGCCGCGCGGCGGCGGAGGCGGAGGUGGCGGCGGCAGUGGCGCGAACGCCAUGCAAGAGCGCGAGGGCGACUGGAUCUGCAGCGGCUGUAGCAACAAGAACUUCGCCUGGAGGAAUCUCUGCAACAGGUGCAAAGCGCCAAAGGCGGACGGCGGCAACGGUGCGUCGGGCGGUGACGGCGGCGGAGGCGGUGGAUUCCGUGGACCGCCGAGGGACAGAGGCGAUCGUGGCUUUGGCGGCGGUAACAAUAUGGGUGGCGGAGGCUUCGGCGGCCGAGGCGGAGGACGCGGUGGCGGAGCAAUGCGCGGCGGAGAUCACGGCAGAGAGAGACACAGACCUUAUUGAGGCGGCGGCGGCAUUUAAAGUGGACAGAAAGAUACAAAAGAAUGGAAUAAUUUUACACUUUUAUUAAUUUUAGCGCUAAUAGAGUUUAAUCUUAAGUCGCUACAAUAUAGGAGAUAAAUUAGAGAUGAAGAUUUGAUGAAAGAAAAAAAUGAUUAGGAUAUAUAUUUUAUAAACUUAUAAUCCUCUUUUGCGAUUCUUAAAUCAAAGUGUCUCAGAAAAAAUUGA
This is a messenger RNA of Phlebotomus argentipes, 1520 nucleotides long. It is a transcript of the gene caz, whose product is annotated as RNA-binding protein cabeza. The record is from RefSeq and is a predicted model, not a curated record. Gene Ontology annotation, biological process: regulation of DNA-templated transcription. The transcript has 8 exons. NCBI's taxonomy places the organism in Eukaryota, Metazoa, Arthropoda, Insecta, Diptera, Psychodidae. Gene Ontology annotation, molecular function: transcription coregulator activity; RNA binding. The coding region runs from base 147 to 1295 and encodes 382 amino acids. Gene Ontology annotation, cellular component: nucleus.